GGGAACCCACAGGCAUGUUUGCUUCUAACGUCAGCCGUAACUGAAAGUUAAUUUUGCAGAAACAAUUUAUUUCGCUGCUAGCCAAUGCUAGCUGAUUUGUGCUGUCAAACCUGUUCCACCACACCUGUGCGAUAUGGCGGAACGGGGCGCACACCUCACCACAGCUGCUACAGACGAAGGACCCUCGAUUUUUGAAGUCCUCGCCCAAGACACAUUGAUGGGCGCUGUCAGACCUGCCUUGCAACAUGCAGUGAAGGUUCUGGCAGAGUCUAACCCUUCGCGCUAUGGAUUCCUCUGGCGGUGGUUUGAUGAAAUCUACUUAACUCUUGAUUUGCUGCUGCAGCACCAUUUCCUGUCCAGGACUAGCGCCUCCUUUUCGGAGAAUUUCUAUGGUCUGAAACGCGUGGUAACCUCGGGACCUGGGAGACCAGCUCAUCUCGGGCUCCCCCGAAAGCAACGACUGCGCUCGCUGCUUCUCCUUGCACUUGUGCCAUACCUGCGGGCCAAGCUGGAAAAUAUUUUAGCCAGACAGAGGGACGAGGACGAUUUCUCUAUCCAGCUGCCCCAGUCAGCCUGCCGCCGGAUGUACAGGGCUUUCCUGGCUGCCUAUCCGUUCGUCAGCACAGCCUGGGAGGGCUGGGUCUUCUGCCAACAGCUGCUCUACAUCUUUGGACGGACAUCGCGGCACUCGCCCCUCCUUUGGCUCGCUGGGGUCAAACUCAUGCACCUCAAUGCACAAGACAUCCGCAAUUUGGACCUGAAGCCCCAAAGCCCUCCCUCCGCCUCAAACCAAAGUGUUGGCCAGAGGCUCCAGGGGCUGUUGUCAACGGCAGUGGGUGGUGUAGCCGUGUCCCUCUCCACCAGCUUGUCGCUGGGAGUGUUCUUCCUUCAGUUCCUUGAAUGGUGGUACUCUUCAGAGAACCAGAGCACCAUAAAGUCUCUGACUUCCCUCCCCACACCACCUCCUCCGCUCCACCUUGACCGGGAGCAAACUGCGACGGCAGCAAACAAUAUCUGCCCCCUGUGUCACAACGUCCGUGUCAAUGACACCGCCCUGGCGACCUCUGGUUACGUUUUCUGUUACCGCUGUGUCUACGUCUACGUCAAAGCCCACCAACGGUGUCCACUGACCGGGUACCCCACAGAACUGCAGCACCUCAUCAAGAUUUACUCCCCAGAAGGGUAGUUGGGCAGUAGUUGGACAGUAUUUACCUCCCCUUUGGUUCUGCAGCCACAAUUCACAAAAAGUACAGUGCUAUAAUCUUGGAGCACUGCCUGCAGUCCAUCAGUUCACAUUGUCAGGGAUUGACAGGAAGGCUAGCGUGUUGCCCUGAACUGAGUGUAAGCUAGAUCUGUACACCAUCUUGUGAGGAAAUGUUGAGUGGGUGAGGUAUUCUGGGAGGCGUUUUCCAGAUUCCCACAGUCAUUUCCCUUUCCAGUUUUUUACAUUUAUUUGACAGUUAUUUCUUAUGCCCAGCAGCAGCAUUAACAGUACUUGUGGGCUCUCUAGUGUAGUUUCACAUCAUUUUCUAAUCGCACAUAAGAGAGAAGAAAUUACAUUUUAAUAUGUAUCUUGACAUGCUACUCAAAUUUUACAUCAAAUUAAAUGUGGUACUUUAAAGUACAGUGGUACUUUAAAUCAUAUGGCUAAUUAUCUUAGAGUUAGCCUACAUGUUAUACAAUCUGAAACUAGACUAAAGAAAAAAUUGUCCCAAAUGAUUUUUGGAUCUAAUAAUUUAUAUGUGUAUGACCAUGAGUGAAGUAUCAUCCUCUUCAAACGUAUGUCUUUAGAGUCCUCUUAAUUCCCCUGACAUCCAUAGGAACAAUCAAUUGGCCAUAAAAUACAUUAAGUCUAAUUAUUUUUAGUUAUUUACUGCCCACGGUAGACUGAAUGAGGCUAUGGUGGCCCAGCCACUGGUUUCGAGUUAAGCUUGACUUGCAUAGGAUCGGACUUGGAACGCAAAGCCACUUCUACUAGAGUCAAUUACCAAGGCAUUUCCUGCCAAAAAAUAACGUUCCUGUUUUGGCUGUGGCUUUGUUUGCGGAAGGGUCUGAAAGAAAGCCCAACGAUGCCCAGGGGCUUAGUUUCCCAUGAGUGUUGUUCUUAUUCUGAGGCUUCAGUCUCUGGACAUUUCCUAAAAUUAGACUAAUUUCUCUUUACUGCCCAAUGUGAAAUGCUCAUUGUAGAGCAUUUGUUUAACACAAAUUGUUAAACAUCCUCUACAGCCUUUCAUUUUGUUGUAAUUAUUUAAACAUUGACAAUGACAUAAUUUUUUAUAAAAUUUAUAAACAGGGGAAUUUUGAAAUGUACUAUUAGAUAUGUAAGUUUAUAAAUGAGACUGGAGUCUGAUAUGCUGACUGGAGUGUAUGUUCACUUCUGAUGGGUAACCCAUUAAAUUGUUGCAUACUGAUUGUUUAAAAUGUUAAUUGGAGUGUUAAGCAAAAGAUAUGGUCUCCCAGGCCAAAUGGCAGUGUGGUGGUGCAUCACUAUUUGCACUACACUCAACUUGAAUAUUUGGUCAUGUUUGGGGAUGAUUGCCAAUGUAUGAAGUAUCAUUUGGCUGCUGGGUGGCUCGUCCUGUUCUCGGUCAUGGUCGGCCCCACACACUGGUGUCAAACAUGGACUGCACUAGUUCUGAUUUAGUGUCAACCUCUGGGUGGGGGCAGCCAAAGAGGCUCUAACAGAGAGGUAGGCUGUAUCGGUUUCUGGAUUUCCUGCCAACUUCUUCUCAUUGGCCUCCACUGGCUUCCCAUUGCCGCACGCAUCCGUUUCAAGGCCCUAGUGUUGGCAUUUCAGGCUGCUAAGGGGACUGCCCCACCUUACAUACAAUCCCUGAUCACUCCCUACUCCCCAGCUAGACCACUCCGGUCUGCCAGCUCUGGUCCCUCUCUACGUGCACCUGGCAGUCGAGCUGCACGUUCACGCCUUUUUUUCCGUUCUGGUUCCUCAGUGGUGGAAUGACUUGCCUACCACUGUCAGAACAGCAGAAUCCCUCCCCCUAUUUCGACGCAGACUCAAAACCCACUUUAACCCCAACAUUUACACCAGCUGACAUUGUUGCUACAUUUCUUGAUAAUGCUGAAUCUGCCAAUCAAUUUAAUUCAUUAAUUUAUUAAUUAUCCUAACCCGCUUAUCCUGAACAAGGUCGCAGGGGGCUGGAGCCUAUCCCAGCAUACAUUGGGCGAAAGGCAGGAAUACACCCUGGACAGGUCGCCAGUCCAUCGCAGGGCACACACACCAUUCACUCACACACUCAUACCCACGGGCAAUUUAGACUCUCCAAUCAGCCUAACCUGCAUAUCUUUGGACUGUGGGAGGAAACCCAUGCAAAUACGGGGAGAAGAGAGGCCCUGGCUGACGGGGAUUCGAACCCAGGACUUCCUUGCUGUGAGGCGGCAGUGCUACCCACUGUACCAUUCGUGCCACCUGAAUGAUAAAUAUGUAUCAGCUAAUGUUAACACUAAUGAAUUGCUUACCAAAGAAUAAAUACACCCUGCAAAGAUACCUAACAACUUAGCAGCACAACCCAGAACUAGAGAGACUUGGGAGGCGGCUGAGCCGGCAUCUGGUGACUUUUGAGGGGCCACUGGCAUUGUGUCAACAUUUUAUUUAUGGCCUCUGACAGAACAAGCCCUCUUCCUGUCUAAAAUGUAUGAAGAUUGAACUGACCAGGAGAUGUUUUGCAAUGUGUUAAGCUGUGUAUUGUGCAUUGCUCUUCUGGACUGGAAUAUAACCAUAUUUCAUAUAUU
Molecule: messenger RNA, 3750 nt
Organism: Conger conger (European conger)
Lineage: Eukaryota; Metazoa; Chordata; Actinopteri; Anguilliformes; Congridae
Gene: pex12
Product: peroxisomal biogenesis factor 12
Exons: 4
Coding region: 134-1186 (350 amino acids)
Biological process (GO): protein import into peroxisome matrix; protein monoubiquitination
Cellular component (GO): peroxisomal importomer complex; peroxisomal membrane
Molecular function (GO): ubiquitin-protein transferase activity; zinc ion binding; protein binding
Source: RefSeq, a predicted model, not a curated record